AUGAAUGAAUGUAAUUCAAAGGGGACAACGACCAGAACGAACCAUAAAAAAUAUACUUCACCAUUUUCUCAGUUUGACAUCUCGUCGACUGAUGUACUCGAUACUAUUGAAAAAAAGCAUUGCCCAACAUGCAACAAGAAUGUUCGCUACUUUUGCAACAAGUGUCUCAACCUAGUGAACUGUCCCAAGGGGUCUGUUCCGCAGUUGAAGCUCCCUAUUAAGAUUGAUGUAAUCAAACAUGAGCAGGAAAGAGAUGGGAAAUCUACAGCGUUACAUGCCAAAAUAUUAGCACCACAGGAUGUUGAGGUGUAUGGGUGGAAAAGUAUGCCAAAAUAUGAGGACGUAGAUCGACUGUUGCUACUAUUCCCAAGCCCGGAUGCCAAGCGUCUGUCCGAGAUUGAUCCUGCUUCGUUCGACAAACUAGUAGUGAUUGAUGGAACUUGGGACCAGGCAAACAAAAUGUCUAAGAGCAAUAGCCCGUUAUUACGGAUGAAGCGAGUGACUAUUGCACCACACGAAACGUUGUUCUGGAGGCAUCAGAGGAAAGCAGAUGACCAUUUAGCAACGAUUGAGGCGAUCUAUUACUUUUUGCGGGAAUACCAUGAGACUUAUCUCUCAGAUAAAUUGGGUCCGUAUACGAAUCAAUUUGAUGAUAUGUUGUGGUUUUAUAAGUACUUUUACGAGUUAAUUCAGAGGACAUAUCGGGAACGAACUGAUGGCCGUGAAUUUACCAUGAAGCAUAAAGCAGGGUAUAUUCGGUAUAAUGAAGAAGUCAAAGAAAAUGGAGAUAAAGAAAGAAGCGAGACUAGUAAUAACACUAAUAGUCAUAGAGAGGAUAGUGAAGAGAAAGGUGGAUCAACAGAGAUCCCAGCAACAGCUUCAGUUGCAACGCUAUCUACUGAAUGA
Messenger RNA from Lobosporangium transversale, 906 nucleotides. RefSeq names its product DTW domain-domain-containing protein. The coding region runs from base 1 to 906 and encodes 301 amino acids. The record is from RefSeq and is a predicted model, not a curated record. NCBI's taxonomy places the organism in Eukaryota, Fungi, Mortierellomycota, Mortierellomycetes, Mortierellales, Mortierellaceae. The transcript has 4 exons.